AUGGAACAAGUCACAAGACCUACACAUGGAACAAGUCACAAGACCUACACAUGGAACAAGUCACAAGACCUACACAUGAAACAAGUCACAAGACCUACACAUGGAACAAGUCACAAGACCUACACAUGGAACAAGUCACAAGACCUACACAUGGAACAAGUCACAAGACCUACACAUGGAACAAGUCACAAGACCUACACAUGGAACAACCUUGCCAUCACUUGGAGUACAUCUCAGAUAGACACUUUGUCGCCAAGGCUCUACGGGAGGACUGAUCCUUCCAGCCUUGCCAUCACUUGUACAUCUCAGAUAGACACUUUGUCACCAAGGCUCUACGGGAGGACUGAUCCUUCCAGCCUUGCCAUCACUUGUACAUCUCAGAUAGACACUUUGUCACCAAGGCUCUACGGGAGGACUGAUCCUUCCAGCCUUGCCAUCACUUGUACAUCUCAGAUAGACACUUUGUCACCAAGGCUCUACGGGAGGACUGAUCCUUCCAGCCUUGCCAUCACUUGGAGUACAUCUCAGAUAGACACUUUGUCACCAAGGCUCUACGGGAGGACUGAUCCUUCCAGCCUUGCCAUCACUUGGAGUACAUCUCAGAUAGACACUUUGUCACCAAGGCUCUACGAGAGGACUGAUCCUUCCAGCCUUGCCAUCAAUUGGAGUACAUCUCAGAUAGACACUUUGUCACCAAGGCUCUACGGGAGGACUGAUCCUUCCAGCCUUGCCAUCACUUGGAGUACAUCUCAGAAAGACACUUUGUCACCAAGGCUCUACGGGAGGACUGAUCCUUCCAGCCUUGCCAUCAAUUGGAGUACAUCUCAGAUAGACACUUUGUCACCAAGGCUCUACGAGAGGACUGAUCCUUCCAGCCUUGCCAUCAAUUGGAGUACAUCUCAGAUAGACACUUUGUCACCAAGGCUCUACGAGAGGACUGAUCCUUCCAGCCUUGCCAUCACUUGGAGUACAUCUCAGAUAGACACUUUGUCGCCAAGGCUCUACGGGAGGACUGAUCCUUCCAGCCUUGCCAUCAAUUGGAGUACAUCUCAGAUAGACACUUUGUCACCAAGGCUCUACGGGAGGACUGAUCCUUCCAGCCUUGCCAUCAAUUGGAGUACAUCUCAGAUAGACACUUUGUCACCAAGCCUUGCCAUCAAUUGGAGUACAUCUCAGAUAGACACUUUGUCACCAAGGCUCUACGGGAGGACUGAUCCUUCCAGCCUUGCCAUCAAUUGGAGUACAUCUCAGAUAGACACUUUGUCACCAAGGCUCUACGGGAGGACUGAUCCUUCCAGCCUUGCCAUCAAUUGGAGUACAUCUCAGAUAGACACUUUGUCACCAAGGCUCUACGAGAGGACUGAUCCUUCCAGCCUUGCCAUCAAUUGGAGUACAUCUCAGAUAGACACUUUGUCGCCAAGGCUCUACGGGAGGACUGAUCCUUCCAGCCUUGCCAUCACUUGGAGUACAUCUCAGAUAGACACUUUGUCGCCAAGGCUCUACGGGAGGACUGAUCCUUCCAGCCUUGCCAUCACUUGGAGUACAUCUCAGAUAGACACUUUGUCACCAAGGCUCUACGGGAGGACUGAUCCUUCCAGCCUUGCCAUCACUUGGAGUACAUCUCAGAUAGACACUUUGUCACCAAGGCUCUACGGGAGGACUGAUCCUUCCAGCCUUGCCAUCACUUGGAGUACAUCUCAGAUAGACACUUUGUCACCAAGGCUCUACGGGAGGACUGAUCCUUCCAGCCUUGCCAUCAAUUGGAGUACAUCUCAGAUAGACACUUUGUCACCAAGGCUCUACGGGAGGACUGAUCCUUCCAGCCUUGCCAUCACUUGGAGUACAUCUCAGAUAGACACUUUGUCACCAAGGCUCUACGGGAGGACUGAUCCUUCCAGCCUUGCCACCACUUGGAGUACAUCUCAGGUCCCAAACUGA
Biomphalaria glabrata is the source of this 1938-nucleotide messenger RNA. RefSeq lists its product as uncharacterized. The transcript is spliced from 3 exons. The coding region runs from base 1 to 1938 and encodes 645 amino acids. Lineage: Eukaryota; Metazoa; Mollusca; Gastropoda; Planorbidae. The record is from RefSeq and is a predicted model, not a curated record.